Acomys russatus (golden spiny mouse) is the source of this 2946-nucleotide messenger RNA. Its product is annotated as zinc finger protein 585A-like. The transcript is spliced from 4 exons. Lineage: Eukaryota; Metazoa; Chordata; Mammalia; Rodentia; Muridae. Gene Ontology annotation, biological process: regulation of DNA-templated transcription. The coding region runs from base 44 to 2923 and encodes 959 amino acids. The record is from RefSeq and is a predicted model, not a curated record.
GUACCAUGUCUAUGCUGUGACUGUCUUGGGCCCUCAGAAACCCAUGGGCAAAUGUUGGCUGAGAACACAAGGUCAUUCUCUCUCUGGGGCUUUCUGCUGUCUCUUUAGGCCUAAGUCAGGCCACAUCAUCCAGGCUGUGGGAUUUUCUGCCUCUCUGCUCAGCUGCUCUCCUGGGAACCUCUGGACACUCACCCAGCUUCCAGUUCCUGAGAAAACUGCAUCUGCCAGUGAAGAGGUCAAGAGAGGAAACAUACCUGCUGACAUGAAUUUGUCCCAGAAGCCCCAGAGACUGGACCCACAGGAACAGGAUGGGUCAAGCAAGAGAUUGGUGUCCUUUGAGGAUGUGACUGUGGACUUCAGCCAGGAGGAGUGGCGGCGCCUGGACCCCGCCCAGAGACGCCUGUACCAGGAGGUCAUGCUGGAGAUCUACGGCCACCUGUUGGCAGUGGGUUACUCCAUUCCUAGCCCAGGGGCCUUCUUCAGGAUAAAGAAAAGAAAGGAGGCACAGAUAGGAGAGGCUAAGUCCUCACAUCAGCCAUGUUGGUGUCAAGAAGCGGAAUCAAAAUUUUAUACCCCUCAGCAGAAAGCUACUGAGAAUGCAGCAUUUCAAACUAGUAAGACAAGUGCAAUCACAAGACAUGGUUUGUGGCGCUCUAUUUUAGAAGAACUGUGGCAAGUUCCUGACCCUACAAAAAGAGGUCAGCAAAACCAGAUCCCACCCCGGAGUCCUGGUGCUUUCCUCAACAAGAAAACACAGAGCCCAGACAGAGAACGUGAGCAUAAAGAGCCUGGGAGAAACACUCUUUUGGUGUCCAAGCUUCCUUCUGCACAAGAGACAGCUCCAAAGACACCUGUGAAAUGUUUGAAGCAUCCCCUUGAAGCAGAUGAUGAGGAAGAUCAAAGCUGUGUCACAAAACAGCUUAAGGACGCUGUUGCAACUGCUCAGCUCUUCACACAAGACUCUUUUAGAGCUAGCUGUGCAGUUCCUCGUGAUGGACAGCAUUCCUGCAAAGGUAACCAGUGCAGAAAAGUUCCCAUCCAUAAACAAGCUCUCACACAGCAAGAAGAGAGAGCAGAUGGAUGCCCUGGUUCUGGAAAGGUCUUCUGUGACGUGUCUGCUUCCUGUAAACAUCAGGCAAGUUGCGCUGGAGAAAGACCGUUCGUCUGUCACAAGUGUGGGAAGGCCUUCCUCCAGAAGUCGGAGUUGACCUCCCACCAAGAGACUCACACGGAGAAAUCGUAUGAGUGUCCUGACUGUGGGAAAUCCUUCAGCCGCACAUCCAACCUGCAGGUCCAUCAUCGGAUUCACACCGGAGAGAAGCCCUAUGAGUGUCGUGACUGUGGAAAAUCAUUCAAUAACACCUCCCAACUGAAGGUGCAUUAUCGAAUACACACAGGCGAGAGGCCUUACGUGUGUCCUGUGUGUGGGAAAGCCUUCAAGCAGAAGUCGAUCCUUAGCACGCACGAGACGAUUCACACUGGGGAGAAGCCUUACCAGUGUACUGUUUGUGGGAAAUUAUUUAGCUGCACCUCCCGACUGAAAGUGCAUUAUCAGAUCCACAUGAAGGGGAAACCUUAUGAAUGUGGAGACUGUGGGAAAGCCUUCAAGCGAAAGGCGAGCCUCACCGUUCACCAGAAAAUCCACGUUAGACAAAUACACCACGUGUGCAGUGAGUGUGGGAGAGCUUUCAACCAGAAGUCCGAACUCAGCGUGCACCGGAGACUUCACCUGGGGAAGAAUUCUCAUCAAUGCAAUCACUGUGGGAAGUCAUUUGCUUAUGCAUCCCAACUGAAGAUGCACCAUCGCGUCCACACAGGGGAGAAGCCUUACAAGUGCCGGGACUGUGGCAAAUGUUUUACCUACUCAUUCACACUGAAUGUGCAUCGGCGAACUCACAAGGUGGAGAAGCCUCACAAGUGCGGCGUCUGUGGAAAAGCCUUGGCUUCUAAGUACCAGCUUGAAGAGCAUGAGCGAAUUCACACGGGAGAGAAACCAUAUGUGUGCUCUGAGUGUGGCAAAAGUUUCCAUGGUAGGUCAGGUUUCCUGAGACAUCAGAUAACUCACACUAAAGAGAAACCUUUUGUCUGCCAGAAGUGUGGCAAGGCCUUCUUUCAGAGGUCACAGCUGACAUCUCAUCAGCAGACUCACACAGGAGAGAAGCCCUAUAAAUGCCGCUACUGUGGGAAAGCGUUCAGUCACACAUCCCAACUGACGGUCCAUCAUCGAAUUCACACCGGGGAGAGACCUUACAAGUGCAACCACUGUGGGAAGUCCUUCAGUAACUCCUCCCAGCUGAAGGAGCAUCUCCGAAUCCACACUGGGGAGACACCUUACGCCUGCGCUGAGUGCGGGAAGGCUUUCAGCCGGAGAUCAUCCCUCAAUCUGCACACCAAAAUUCACACUGGAGAAAAACACCAUGUAUGUAGCGAGUGUGGGAAAGCCUUCAGCCAGAAGUCAGUACUUCAGACACAUCGGAGGAUCCACACUGGGGAAAAGCCUUACAAAUGCAGCGAGUGUGGGAAAGCCUUGGCUUCCAAGGGCCAACUCCGAGAUCAUCAGCGAAUCCACACGGGCGAGAAGCCCUACGUGUGCCCUGAGUGUGGCAAGGGCUUCUUCGGUAGGUCAUCUUUGCAUCGACAUCAGGUAACUCACACUAAGGAGAGACCUUUUGUCUGUCAGAAAUGUGGAAAGACCUUCAUCCAGAAGUCAGCCCUGACGUCCCAUCAGCAAAUUCACACGGGCGAGAAGCCCUACGUGUGCCCGGAGUGUGGGAAGGGCUUCUACAAUAAGUCAUCUCUGCCUAGACAUCAGAUCACUCACACUAGGGGGAGAUCUUUUGUCUGUCAAAAAUGUGGGAAGGCAUUCCUCCAGAAAUCCGUGUUGAAAUGCCAUCAGCGAACUCACGCUUGCAAGAAGCCGUAGGGAUACUGUAGGAAGCUGCUCCA